Dentiscutata erythropus is the source of this 3162-nucleotide messenger RNA. The record is from the annotation of a GenBank genome assembly. Lineage: Eukaryota; Fungi; Glomeromycota; Glomeromycetes; Diversisporales; Gigasporaceae.
GGUUACAGGCCAGAGGUCAAGCCAUUACAUUUAUUUGAGUCAGGAAAUCAGGAGGAUAUAUUGAGCCCUGACGCAUUCACAAGACGAAAUCCUAGAAAAUUAGUGUUAGAUCAUUCUGUUGAACCACAGGAAUUAUUGCCUGAACCUGAUACUCAGGCUGGAGUGUCAAAUGAAGGACAAACCCCAAUUAAAAAAUCUAUAUCUUUCGAUUCCAGGCUUGAGUCAGGUGCCGAUACUAUUUCUCAUUCAUUUAGUCCAAAAAAUAAUAGACAAAUAGAUAUUCCUAGUAGUUCUGCGAUUGUAACUCCAACAAGGAUAUCAAAGACACCAUUAACAUCUCCAUUUAAUGGAUUAACUAAGGAGGAAGAGUCAUUUUCAUCGCCAACCCUUGAUAAUGAAUACUAUUCUACGCCUACAAUUAAAGACCUUAAGGAAAUGAGCCCAGAACAAUUAAAAAACGUUGGUGGUUUUCAGGUAGGAAGAAAAGGUUACGGUGCUAUUGAAUAUCAAGACCCAGUGGAUCUCAGUGACGUCAAGCAGAUUGAAGAUAUUUUGGGAAAAAUCAUUAAAUUUGAAUCACAGCAUUGUACCGUUUAUGGAACUGAUUAUAACAAGCCACCGCCAGGGCAAGGACUAAAUAAACCUGCAAUAAUCUCACUGACAAAUUGUUGGGCUUUGGAUAAAAGUAAUCGACAGCCGAUUAUCGACCCAGAAGAUCCCAGGUAUCAACAACGUAUUGAUAGAUUAAAAAGUGUUGAAGGCACAAAAUUCAUUACCUUCAUAGCUACAACGGGUACCUGGGUAUUUCAAGUAGAGCAUUUUACAACAUAUGGUCUCAUUUUUGAUGACCCAGAAGAUCAAUAUGAAGAAAAGCGGUUUCAUCCUGUAGUACUUCCUGUCACUGAGCAGGAUGAAACAAAACCUUUAUUUCAGUCACGAAAAGGAAAAGAAAAAGAACAUGAUUUUGAUAAACUUGGUCCAGUGAUUAAUUUUUCAGAAACUUUGGGGCAUGAUCCUGACGUCAUUAGUGAAAUGCAAAAUUUCAUAUUUCAUAGUGAAGAUGUUAUGUCAAUGGAUACUACUGUAGAUAAUGAAGAAUUUGAUGAUUCUCGUAAGCGUAGUUUGGGAAGUUAUGAGGAUCAAAAUACAAUGCAAAUUGAGGAGCUUAAAGUGGAGUCACGUAAGUCGUUUUCCACGGCGAUAGAAAUACCUCAACGAGAUGUAGUUAUCCCAAUGCCUAGCAAGUACCGCAGGAUUGUUGAUUAUUAUCAUUCCGUUGUAUUUGGAAAAAAUUAUUGCAAAGAAGAUUCUGGACUCGUAAUGGGAAGAUCUUUCAGAGUAGGGUGGGGCCCGAAUGGAAUUCUCGUUCGCUGCAGUAAAGUUUGUGGGAUUUCAAAUGUAAUAUCAGCUUUCUCUCCAAAAGGCAAGAAUACUGGCUUAAGUAAAAACACCGGAAUGCCUUCAAUAAUUCAAUUUGAACAGCUUCGAAUAUUCGCUGAUACGGAGGAUAAGGAAAAAAGAAAACACAAUAGAUUAAUGGAAUUUAUUUUCGAAAAUUCGACAAUUGGGCAAAAAAAUGGAAUACCAUACGUUGAUACCACUAAAAUUAAUUUUAAAAACAUAAUGGACGCUUUUCAAAGUGAAGAUAUCCACCGACAUGAAGAAUUAAUUUGGAAACUUGGACAUGCUUUAUGGGAUGAUAUCACAAUCCCUGGUGCUAAUCAGAUAGCUCCGGAAGUUGAAGAAAAAAUUGCCCUUGAAAAACGUAAAGAACGACUUUCGAAAUGGUUUAAGAAUGCCGUUUCACCUCAUGCCACGGCGCACGUUAAGCGCGCCGAGCGUGCUAAUAAUGCAUCAGAAACCAUUUUCGCUUAUCUUAGUAGUAAAGAUAUAAUGAAAGCUUCAAAAGUAGCCAUUAAGAAUCGUUGUUUCCGCUUAGCGACAUUAUUGUCUCAAUUAUGUGGAAACGACAAAUUUUUUAGGAAACAUAUUAGUGAUCAAAUCGAACAUUGGAAGCAGACUGGAGUAGAUAAGCUUAUAUCUAAUGACAUUUGGAAACUUUACGAAAUAAUGUUUGGGAAUGUAAUACCGUCAAUACAUGGGUUGGACUGGAAACGCGCCCUUUGUAUGCAGAUGUGGUAUGGUCGCUAUUCAGAUGAAUCAUUUGAUAAGUCUUUCAACGAUUAUGAGAAGGCACGAGAAUCAACAGGAAUUGCAAAACCUAUACCGUGGUAUAAAGAUGACAUAUAUCCCAAACCUCUCGUAUCUUGGACUGCUUCAGAUAAUGAAGAUAAUUUUGAUGUGCAUUAUCAUCUUUUAAAACUUUCUGUCGAUUCAACCCAUCUUCUCGAUGAUGCAUUACUCCCGUUGUCUAUUACACCCUCACCCUUGGAUUAUCGCGUUACAUGGUUAUUGCAUUUCAUGCUUGCUCGUACAUUAACUGUGAGAGACUUUGUGGGCCAAGGCACAACUGCCGAUUGUGUUACGUUGAAUCUUGUGAAUCAAUUGGAAAUGUUAGGGUUACAUGAAUGGUCCCUCUUCGCCGCUUUGUUCAUAAAUGAACCUUACAACCGAAAAACCAUAAUUUGUGAAAUAUUGAAUCGCCUAGUGUCAUCGGUUUCUCUGGAACGCCUGCGGGAUGUUGAAAAGUUUGCUAGUGAUCAGUUGAAAAUAAAUCAACAAUGGGUCGAUCAUGCCAAGGCUUUAUAUUCAAAAUAUCGAGAUGAUACCGUUGAAGAAGCAAUGUAUUUAUUAAAGUCUGGGAAUAACGUCGAUGCACACAAGAUAGUCGUAUCAAAGAUUGCUCCAGAAAGCAUCUUACAUAAAAAAUAUAAAAAAUUGCAGGAAAUACUCGAAAAAAUUGACCAAAAUUCUAUUCCUGAUUGGGAUUUGGGUGGCAAAAUAUUCCUAGAUUAUCUUUCUUCUAUCGAGUCGGUACGUAUUGAAGAUAUAGAAAAUAAUCCAGCCUACCGGACUGGUCUUAUGGGAAUUUGCCAAAGUAUUAUUAGGGGCCUCGACAAUAUGAAACCUAUCGAUCUUCAAUAUCAGAAAUGUAUCACUUACAUGAGGUAUUCAACGAAAAAUAUUCUUAACCACAUAGAAGGGUGUGAUAUAAAUAAUAUGAAAUAUAAACCUGAAGACAUAAUCAGCAUAGAAAUUUGA